Messenger RNA from Cajanus cajan (pigeon pea), 1318 nucleotides. RefSeq lists its product as uncharacterized. Gene Ontology annotation, molecular function: DNA binding. Lineage: Eukaryota; Viridiplantae; Streptophyta; Magnoliopsida; Fabales; Fabaceae. The record is from RefSeq and is a predicted model, not a curated record.
GAGUCAAAAGGUUGGAAGCAUAUUUUUGUGCGUCUGCGAUUCCUCAAUUUGUUUAAUUUAAUAAAUAUAAUUCCUUCUCUCUUCUUCUUUUCCCCACCUCUCUCCUCUCAAAAGGAAAAAGACCCAUUUCCACCCCAAAACUAAGUCCAAGUAAAAAUGGCGAGCUCAGUGGAGAAGGAGGCUGCUGCUGCAGGUGCAGGUGCAGGUGCGGCUGCAGGGGAGGAACCUCUGUCGUUGGAACUUCCUGCUCCACCUGGUUGGAAGAAGAAGUUCUUUCCAAAAAAGUCUGGAACCCCAAAGAAAAAUGAGAUUGUAUUCACUGCACCAACUGGAGAGGAGAUCAGUAGUCGGAAGCAACUGGAGCAGUAUCUGAAAGCACACCCUGGUGGCCCAGCUGCAUCCGAAUUUGAUUGGGGCACUGGUGAGACCCCGAGAAGAUCAGCAAGAAUCAGUGAGAAGGCCAAGGCAGCUCCUCCCCAAGAAAAUGAGCCCCCAAAGAAACGUGGCAAGAAAUCACCAGCUUCAAAAAGGGAUGCUUCUCAGGAAGAACAAAAAGAGGAAACGAAAGAAGAACAAAUGGAAGAAGCUGGUGAAACUAAGGAUGACAAAGGUUUAGACCCAGAAAAGAAUGUUGUGGAGGAAAAUCAAGAGAAGAGAGCGGAGGAUACAGAUGGAAAAGAAUCCACCCAUCAUGGAGAAAAUGCCAAUAUACCUAAGGAUGAGGAAGAAUUCAAGACCAAUGAUGGAGAGCUACAUGCCUCAAAAGAGCAACUUGAUGACAAAGGAGUUGAGGGUUCUGAAGUUGUUCAGAAUAAAGAUGUGGAAAAGAUUGGACAGUCACUGGAGGAGACAAAGAAAGAUGAUGGAACUGAUGAGAAAAAGGUUGAACUGGAAGGAGAGAAUAAGGAGGAACAUAACAGAGGCACUCAAGUAUCUCAAGUGAAUGAUGAAGAACAUUUUAAGGUUCAUGAUAUAAACAAGAAGGCUGAACCAGAGUUGACUGAGAAUGGAAGUUGAACUGGUUAGGUCAAAGCAGCUAAAUAAGGAAUAAUAAACUUGGGUUCUCUUCUCUCUUUCUGACCCCUUUAGAUCUGUCCGAGUAUGACUCUAGUUUUGUUGUGAUGUUAUUUAUCUGAUUGUUUAUUGAAACAACUAUAGACAAUUAUAGUGUAGCUCUAUAAUGUACCAUCUCUGUGUUGGAGAGACGUGUAGCUUUUGUCCUCUCCGUUAAAUUAUGUUGUAAGAUACUUGUAAUGUGAUAUGGACCUGUAAUCUUUGUACUACUAUCGUGAACCCAAAUAUUUCAUUUACUCCUAAA